Passer montanus (Eurasian tree sparrow) is the source of this 1362-nucleotide messenger RNA. RefSeq names its product G protein nucleolar 1 (putative) (gene GNL1). Gene Ontology annotation, molecular function: GTPase activity; GTP binding. The coding region runs from base 1 to 1275 and encodes 424 amino acids. The record is from RefSeq and is a predicted model, not a curated record. Lineage: Eukaryota; Metazoa; Chordata; Aves; Passeriformes; Passeridae. The transcript has 9 exons.
AUGGGAGAAAGUCCAGACUGGAUUUGGAAUGGCCCGGGCGGGCCGGCCUCGGGCCCCGGCAGCCGCAGCGGGAGCCGCGAGCGGGGCGGCGACGGCCCCCCCGGAGACCCCCCCCCAGAGCCCCCCCGGCGCCACGACCCCGGCAGGGCUGGAUUUCCCCCGGCGCCCCCCCUGGAGUUUCGGGAUGAGCCCCGAGGAGCUGCGGGCGCGGGAGGAGGCGGCGUUUGGGGACUUCCUGCGGGGGCUGGGGGACCCCGGGGACCCCCCUGGGGACCCCCCCGGGGACAGCCGGGGCCUGGCGCCCUUCGAGCACAACCUGGAGGGCUGCAGAAGAGGCAGAGGAAGAGGGGGGGGCGCUGGGGCCGCGCCGUGGGACCCCGGCUGCUGCUGGAGGCCUGCCAGGAGAUCGUGGGGGAUGCCGUGGAUCUCAGCAGCUGGCGGGCGCGGCUGGAGCGGGCGGAGCAGCGCCCCGAGGAUGAGGAGGAUGAUGAGGAUGAGGAGGAGGAGGAGCCCCUGGGCAGGGACGAAGAGGAGGAGGAGCAGGGGGCGGGGCCGGGGGGCGUGGCCCGGCCCCGGCAGUGGGAGCGCUACCGGCACGGCGUGCUGACCCUGGGCUGCGUGGGGCUGCCGAACGCGGGCAAGUCGUCGGUGCUGAACGCGCUGCUGGGCCGCGGCGCCGUGGCCGUGUCGCGCUGCCCCGGCCGCACGCGCUACUUCCAGACGCACUUCCUGACGGGCAGCGUGCGCCUCUGCGACUGCCCGGGGCUCGUCUUCCCCUCGAGAGCCCCGCCCGAGCUCCAGGUCCUGGCAGGGGUGUACCCCAUCUCGCAGCUGCAGGACCCCUACUCGGCCGUGGGCUUCCUGGGGUCCCGCCUGGCCCUGCCCCCCCUGCUGCAGCUGCGCCCCCCCAGCGGCCCCGGCUGGACGGCCUGGGAGCUCUGCGAAGCCUGGGCAGAGAAGAGAGGCUACAAGACGGCGCGGGCGGCGCGCAACGACGUGGCCAGGGCGGCCAACGGGCUGCUCAGGCUGGCAGCCGAGGGCAGGCUCAGGCUCUGCAUGACACCCCCGGGCUACACAGAGCAAAAAGAGCACUGGGAGCUCCACCCCGACACCGCGGCCCUGGCGGCCAUGACAGGGGGCGGGGCCUGCGCCCCUCCCCCGCCCGGGGCCGCCUCCAGCUCCGAGGACGACGAGGGGGCGGAGCCCGAGCAGGCCACGCCCCCUCCCAGCCCCGCCCACAACCCCUUCGCGCUGCUGGGGGAGGACGAGUGCUGAGCCACGCCCCCUCCCGGGGGAGGAGCCAAUCAGAGCGCGCGGAUCCUCGCAUGACCAUAUAUGGAAUAAAGGGUUUAUUUCUGCAGA